UCGCCAUUUUGUGAGUAAGUGAGUGAGGUCGGGCUCGGAGGACGGAGCCCGGUGUGUUCGGAUAGCUCGUAGGGCGUGCUCGGGUACGGUUUUCGGCGGAGAAAUGAUGUCAAGCGGGGAAGGUCCUUCUGAUCAAGCUGUCGAAUAUGUACCUGAAAAGGUGAAGAAAGCGGAAAAGAAGUUGGAAGACAACCCAUACGACCUUGACGCCUGGAGCAUUCUCAUUCGCGAGGCACAGAAUCAGCCUAUAGACAAAGCGCGGAAGACAUAUGAACGGCUUGUGGCCCAAUUCCCAAGUUCUGGCAGAUUCUGGAAACUUUACAUUGAAGCAGAGAUUAAAGCUAAAAAUUAUGACAAGGUAGAAAAGUUAUUUCAGAGAUGCCUGAUGAAAGUCUUACACAUAGAUCUGUGGAAAUGUUAUGUGUCUUACGUGCGGGAGACAAAAGGGAAGCUUCCAAGUUACAAGGAAAAAAUGGCCCAGGCGUACGACUUUGCUCUUGAUAAAAUUGGCAUGGAAAUCAUGUCCUACCAGAUAUGGGUGGAUUACAUCAAUUUUUUGAAAGGAGUGGAAGCCGUGGGAUCCUACGCAGAAAAUCAAAGGAUCACAGCUGUCCGCCGGGUUUACCAGCGAGGUUGUGUCAAUCCCAUGAUUAACAUCGAGCAGCUUUGGAGAGAUUACAACAAGUAUGAGGAGGGUAUUAAUAUUCACCUAGCAAAGAAAAUGAUAGAAGAUCGGAGCAGAGACUACAUGAAUGCCAGGAGGGUUGCAAAGGAGUAUGAAACUGUGAUGAAAGGAUUGGAUCGCAAUGCUCCCUCCGUGCCCCCACAGAAUACCCCGCAGGAGGCUCAGCAGGUGGAGAUGUGGAAGAAGUACAUUCAGUGGGAGAAAAGCAAUCCCCUCCGUACGGAAGACCAGACCCUUAUAACAAAAAGAGUCAUGUUUGCUUAUGAACAGUGUCUGCUGGUUCUGGGACAUCAUCCGGACAUCUGGUACGAAGCUGGCCAAUACCUGGAGCAGUCCAGCAAGUUGCUCGCUGAGAAAGGGGAUAUGAACAAUGCAAAACUAUUCAGUGAUGAAGCUGCCAAUAUUUAUGAACGUGCAAUCAGCACUCUGCUGAAAAAGAAUAUGCUGCUGUAUUUUGCCUAUGCCGACUAUGAAGAGAGUCGCAUGAAGUAUGAAAAGACGCACAGUAUAUAUAAUAGACUCCUCGCCAUAGAAGACAUUGACCCUACAUUGGUGUAUAUCCAGUACAUGAAAUUUGCUAGAAGGGCAGAAGGAAUCAAAGCUGGAAGAAUGAUUUUUAAAAAAGCCAGAGAAGAUGUCCGGACUCGUCACCAUGUAUACGUUACAGCAGCCUUAAUGGAGUAUUAUUGUAGUAAGGACACAUCAGUGGCCUUUAAGAUUUUUGAGUUAGGUCUGAAAAAGUAUGGAGACAUUCCAGAAUAUGUUCUUGCGUAUAUUGAUUAUUUAUCUCACCUCAAUGAGGACAACAACACUAGAGUAUUAUUUGAACGAGUUUUAACGUCAGGGAGCCUUCCCCCAGAGAAAUCCGGUGAAAUCUGGGCCAGAUUCUUAGCAUUUGAAAGUAACAUUGGUGAUUUAGCAAGUAUUCUGAAAGUGGAAAAGCGAAGAUACACUGCCUUCAAAGAAGAGUAUGAGGGGAAAGAGACUGCUCUGCUGGUGGAUCGGUACAAGUUCAUGGACCUCUACCCCUGCUCUGCAAGUGAACUUAAAGCUCUAGGAUACAAAGAUGUUUCCCGAGCUAAAUUAGCAGCAAUGAUGCCCGACCCUGUUGUAGCUCCUUCUUCAGCUCCAUCUCUUAAGGACGAAAUUGACAGAAGGCCUGAGUACCCCAAACCAGAUACCAGCCAGAUGAUCCCGUUCCAGCCUAGACAUCUUGCUCCUCCUGGACUUCAUCCAGUACCCGGAGGAGUGUUUCCAGUGCCUCCCGCUGCUGUACUAUUAAUGAAGCUGCUUCCACCACCAUUGUGCUAUCAGGGUCCCUUUGUGCAGGUUGAUGAACUUAUGGAGAUUUUCCGCUGCUGUAAGAUCCCAGACACUGUUGAAGAGGCUGUGAGAGUAAUAGCAGGAGGCCAGGCAGACAUCUUAAUGGAAGGCAAUGGCCCAAUUGAAGCAAACACCCUAAUAAAUAAAUCCAUGAAAAGACCCAACGAAGAUUCUGACGAUGAUGAAGAAAAGGGAGCCGUUGUGCCUCCGGUCCACGACAUCUACAGAUCGCGGCAGCAGAAGAGGAUUCGGUGAGCUGGUGUCAUCCAAUGUAUUUCUGCUUUAAAGACGACUUAUUUUGUUACGAGCAUCUUGAAAGCGAGAUUGCAUCGGCGGCUGUAUAAAGGAAAAAAAAAAACUUUGAAAAAAAAAAAGUGAAUGGCAUCUUCUUCUGGAAGGACAGAGUCGAGAAAUGUACAUACCCCUCGGUUUUCCUCCUGUGUUUUUAUGUACAAUGGGAAGACUCGCUGGCUCCAAAGGUUAAUUUUCGAAAGAACUGGAAAUCUGAUAUUUGUGAUCUUUUCUUUUAACUGUCUGCGGCACCAGUGUCCGAUUUUCCCCAAUACCCUUUGGCUCAUACGGUUUACUAGUGGCCCAAUAGCAGACACUGCAGGGUUUUGUUUUUUGUUUUAAAUUUGCAGUUGAGUGGAUUUCCAUUCUUGCACACCUGAGGGCGCUGCAGCCUUUUGCCUUUUUUUUUUUUUUUUUUUUUAAUGAACUCGCUGCUAUUUUAAAAGAACACUGUAAGAUGGAAAAGCAAUGUACCGCCAUCAUAAAACACUUCAUUCUGCAACUUAAUCUGUCCACUGCUAGUAUUGUCUGCGUUGCACUACAAAAGACUUCAGGGAAAACCCCUAGAACAGGAAGAAAAACAAAAACGCUUAAAGUGCAAAAUUUCUUUUUUUUUUUUAUUAACCUCCAUUUAUUGUUAACAGAACUGACUGUUUUGUACAUGAUCCUCCUUUUUUCACACAAUAAAUAUUUAAUACUACA
Messenger RNA from Bufo gargarizans (Asiatic toad), 3001 nucleotides. RefSeq names its product cleavage stimulation factor subunit 3 (gene CSTF3). Gene Ontology annotation, molecular function: protein binding; mRNA binding. Gene Ontology annotation, biological process: mRNA 3'-end processing. Bases 104 to 2263 code for a protein of 719 amino acids. Gene Ontology annotation, cellular component: nucleus. The record is from RefSeq and is a predicted model, not a curated record. Lineage: Eukaryota; Metazoa; Chordata; Amphibia; Anura; Bufonidae. The transcript has 21 exons.